This is a messenger RNA of Anisakis simplex (herring worm), 219 nucleotides long. NCBI's taxonomy places the organism in Eukaryota, Metazoa, Nematoda, Chromadorea, Rhabditida, Anisakidae. The record is from the annotation of a GenBank genome assembly.
AUGAAACAUUUCGAUACUCAAAUGACCGCUGAUCUGCCACAAGGCAGUUUCUUCGCGACCGAAACGUCCACGCAACCGUCAACAUCGUCGCAGAAUGCUGCCAGCGGUGGCAUAUCAAAACGGAGACGUCCACCACGAACUUGCACGGAAUGCGGCUUACAGGUGACCGGACAACGCUCUUCAUUGGUCUAUCACGCCAAUUCAAAGUUUGUUACUUGA